This is a messenger RNA of Platichthys flesus (European flounder), 4996 nucleotides long. RefSeq names its product WD repeat domain 6 (gene wdr6). Bases 339 to 4421 code for a protein of 1360 amino acids. Gene Ontology annotation, biological process: tRNA methylation. Gene Ontology annotation, molecular function: protein binding. The record is from RefSeq and is a predicted model, not a curated record. Gene Ontology annotation, cellular component: cytoplasm. NCBI's taxonomy places the organism in Eukaryota, Metazoa, Chordata, Actinopteri, Pleuronectiformes, Pleuronectidae. The transcript is spliced from 6 exons.
ACACAUGGGUGCUGUGUGUGUGAGAGUAGGUCAUGCACCGUAAAACCUGUGUUUUGUAUAUGAAUAAUAAACAUUUAUAGAAACUGUUUGAGGUGUUUAAACUGUCAAACGUGUAGCGAAAUUAAUUGUAACCUAGAAAAAUCACUUUUAUUUUUAUUCAACACAUUGCUCCUGCUGCUCCUUCUGCUCCUUCUGCUCCUUCUGCUCCUGCUGCUAACUGGAAGGCUAGUGGUGACUGAACCCACCAGUGGACCUGGACCUCAUUUAGACUGUUUGCUGUAUUUCCCUCCACUGACAGUGAAGCUGCUGCGUCAGUAAAAGUGAGUGAUCCUCAGGAGAUGGAGGCAGCAGCUCUGGUCGCUCCAGUCACAGCUGUGCACUUCAUCCAGGAUCUAUUUCUCCUCACAGGAGAGGGUCCGGUCCUGACGGUGUACAGUCUCAAGCCUCAUCCUAAAGCCUCUGCUUCACUGAGUGUGCUCCAACACUACAGAAUCCAUGGAGUCAGACCAAGACGUCAGGCUGCUGUAACAGCUCAGAAGACACAUGGACUGAGCUCCACCACAGGGCCUAACUUCUACGACCUGGCAGUGUUUGGGGGCAAGGCUGUGAGGCUGGUGAGGCUCCAUGUGGGUCUGCAGGAUGGGGAGCAUCUGCACCUGGAGGUCUUUGGUCCCCUCAUGGAGUUGCAAGACUGGGCCCUCGAUGUUCACUGGCUAUCUGGGGACAAACACUCACUUCUCUGUGUGGCUUUAGCACACAAUAGUGCUCUUCUCCUGGAUGUCAACACAGGCACUGCCCUGGUUCAGCGCUCCUGUCUGGAGGGAUGUCUGCUGUAUACUGCCCUCCUCCUUGUACAUGAAUCUUGGGCAGAUGUCGUCUUAGUAGGUGGGACUGUUUUCAACCAGCUGGUUGUCUGGAGGCCUGGUGGAGGAGAUGGAGGAGGAGACAGUCAUUCCAAAUGCAAUCCAUUGGAGAGACGUCUGCUGGGGCACAGUGGGGUCAUCUUCAACAUCUCCUACCUCCAGGAGAGGGGGUGGCUGGCUUCAGCCUCUGAUGAUCGCAGUGUAAGGGUGUGGGGUGUUGGUGUUUUAGGGGGCCCUGGGGGCAAAUGUGGGGACCUGAAUCCAACUUGUUUACGAGUCCUGUAUGGACACCAGGCUAGGGUGUUCUCUGUGCGUCUCUCCCCCGGGAAGGUGUUCAGUGCUGGGGAGGACGGGGCCUGUUUAGUCUGGGAUUGGGCUGGAGGUUGGAAGGUGGUUCGGACAUUAAAGGGACACCGAGCAGGGGGCGUGCGUUCACUGGCAGUGAGUGAGGGGACAGAAGAAGAGAGAUGGGUGGCUACAGGGGGGGCAGAUGGAGGCGUGAGGUUGUGGAGGUUGCAGGAGACUGAGGAGAAGACGGAGGAAGCAGUGAUAGACAAACUUACGGACCUUAAAUUCCCGAGUCACAGUUUGCCUAAAGUGGUUUGUGUAGCAGGAGAAGAGGAUGAAAAUGAAAGUUGGAGCCAGAGUAAGAUUGUGGUUUGCACUGACCGAGGGACUGUCUAUCAAUACAGCAAUGGGACGUGGGAGAAUUUAUGGCAAGGGACUCCUGACUUUCAUUCUUACUGUGUGAUGGAAACAGUCGGCAUCAAUGUGAAAGACUCCACAGCCAAAGUUAAUUUGUGUGCGGUGGGAAACCUCAGUGGGUCCAUUCAGGUCUUCCCCAUCUCUCAUCCUCACGCUGGGAUCCUUCUCUCAGGGGGUUCAGGGAAGAUCCACAGUCUCAUUUGGAAAGAGGGAGGAGCAGGCAUGUGCUUGCUGGCGUCAGGUGCUGGAGGAAUCGUCUAUCGCUGGAGUGUAGAGGUUAAAUUAAAUGAUGAUCAAUCCUUAGCUCUCAAUGCCAAUCCUCUUCUUCCUUUCCUUCUUCCUCCCUGUGGCAAACGCUGGCUGUUGGCUGCAUUGUGCCUUCACUCCAGGUCACAGGGGGCGCUCUGGGUUUGCGGGGACAGGAGAGGGUCCCUGCUUUUGUAUCAAGAAGGAGGAGAAGUUGAACAAAAGCAAGGAGAUGGUGCACAAGCAGAAGAGGGUGAAGAUGAGGAUAACAUAAGGGAUGGAGUUGGAAAAAGCAGUAUCGUGGAGCAGGGAAAUAACAGCGAAGUGCACAAACUACAGCUGCAACCGUUAAGCUGCCUGUUUGGGGUGCAUGGAAAACAGGGUGUAACAUCAGUGUGUGAAUACAGAGGUCUACUCUACAGCAGCGGCAGGGAUGGCUGUGUGAGAGUUUUUAGAGUUCAACAAACACCACGAGAAAAACAUGAAGAAAACAGUAAACAUAUCGCUGAAAAUCCUGUAGAGAACCACGAGGGGCUUCAGCUUGAGGUUCUGCGAGUUCAGCGGGCCUGUAAAGGUAUGGAGUGGCUGGAGAAAGUUCUGAUUCUCCAACCUGAAAUUCCCGAGGAAGAGGAGGCCAGAGAGGAAGGUGAGAACCACUCCAAGACAGGAGGAGAAGAUGUACAGGCACAAAAUAGAGAAAGAGAAGCAAGGUUUGUCAUCGCUGGCUUCCACGCUGUCCACUUUGUGGUGUGGGACCCGGUGAGGCAGGAGAGGCUGUUUGAGGUGCCUUGUGGUGGGGGGCAUCGCUCAUGGGUUCUCUGGCCUUCACACAAAAGGGUGUGGCCUGGAUAUGGAGCUCUGGUCUUCAUCAAGCACGGGGCUGUCCUGGCUUCACGUCCUCCCGGAGAGGAAGGGAACUGGGCUGGUAGGACAGGAAGGACUGGAGGAUGGGGCCUGAGAGAGGGCAUCCACGGGAGGGGGGUCGGGUGUGUGUGCAGGCUGGGGAUGAUAGUGGGAAGUGGCUGUGACAUUCAAACGACUGCAAGUAUGACGGCAACAGAAAGAAAGGAGGAGGAGCGGGAGCGAGGGCAUUGGGAGGUCCUGGUGACGGGAGGAGAGGACACCAGCUUAACCGUCCUCGCGGUACACCCCAACUCCGGCAACGUCAAAGUCCUCUCUGUAAUUACAGACCACAUCUCGAGUGUGAGGACGGUGACGGCAAUGAAGCAUGCAGGGGGCGAGAGGGCUCACCAGUCACAGUCUCUCUCAACCUUGCUCUUCUCAGCUGGCGGCCGGGCUCAAAUGCAGUGUUACCGGCUGUUGAUUGGCUGGGACCAGCAGAGAUUGAUCCCUUCCUGUCAGGUGAUCCAGGUGGCCAGUCACCGACUGGAUGAACAGUGGGAGAGGAAGCGGAACCGACAUAAGACGGUUAAAAUGGAUCCAGAAACAAGGUACAUGUCCAUAGUGGUGGUGGAUGAGAGGACAGACUGUGUUCUUCUGGCUCUGGCCUGCAGUGACGGAGCUGUCAGACUGUUCUCUGUCAAUGAAGGUGAACAUCGGAUUGAUUUGUUGUGGGAGACGUUUCACCACCAGCGUUGUGUGCUCAGUGUCGCCACCUGCAGCCUGGAGGACGGAAAAGGCAACAGGUAUAAGCUGCUGUUCAGUGCUGCGACAGAUGGCAAAAUUGCAGUUUGGGAUUUGACUGACGCUUCUUCCUCAAAAGAUACUUCGAUCAAUGCUCCAACUCCACCGACCCCCUGCCUCGAUAUUCCUGCCCACCAGAGCGGGAUCAACUCAUUGGCUGUUUGUGCAGAGGAGCUGGGACUAGAAGAGGGUGGUUGCCUGGUAACUGUUGCUAGCGGAGGGGAUGAUGGGCAGUUGACAGUGUCCACGAUCAGGGUGCAGUACCCAGAAGAAGGGCAGACUGGGGGCAGCAGAGAGCUUUCUCAGAUUUCACAACCCACGUUCCAGCCCCCGAACCAGCUUCAGCUGCAUCUCCACGGUCACUCCCACAUCCCACUGGCCCACGCUGCCCCUAUUACCGCCGUAAAACUCCUGACCCCAGGCCUGAUGGUGUCUACUUCUUCAGAUCAGAGGGUUUGCAUGUGGAGAGUCUCCAGUACCGGUAUCAGCCACAGAGAGACGCUGUUCUCCCAUGUUGCAGACGCUGCAGGACUUUCUGUGUGGGAGGGGCAGAUGACGGACAGUGAGGAAGGAGAUGAAAACACAAUAUUUGAGGCUGAGGAGAUUUCCGUUUGUGGAGAAGGGAUUGAGGCAGGAUUAGAAACAGAGAGGAAGAGCACAGAGGCUGAGGAAGCAGGGAGGUUCAGGACCAGUGAUGAGAGAGGAGGGGAGAAAGGAAGUCAAACACCCACCGACGGUGUGGUUAAGAGAGAGGGUGACGGGAAAGAUUGUUGUAAGAGAAGGAAAAAGAGAGAGAAGACGGGAUGGGUGCUGGUCUGUGGUCAGGGCCUCCAGCUGCUCCGAGUCCCAAACACCGACACAUGGACAGAGGGAAGAAUAAAAAUAGAAAAUCACACAGUUAAAGUGACUUUACAAGAAAAGUUAAAGUAUGUGGAAGCAGAAAAUAAGAAUUGUCCUGAAUGAACACAUUAUUUUGACAUUAUAGGGAAUAAUAUUCUAUUGAUUUUAUUAAAUUAUUUUCAUUCAGCAUAGCAUCAGAAAUUGAUCCUACUAGAUCCAAAAGACAGACAGGUACAGGUAGGAACAUUCUCAAAGCUGUAUGAAGGGAAAUUAAAUUUGGCAUUCAUUUCAGCCAACCUUAGAAAGCAUUUAGGGUUCAUCAAGAAUAAGUACACUUUCAUGUUUAUUUCAAAGACUCAUUUAAACCAUCUCUGAUGUGUUGGAGCAUCUCAGGUAGUAAAUGAAGCAGUUUUUACUUGAAAAUACUCUUGGGGCUGUAGAAAUGUUAAUCAACAAGGACAAACCAAAGGCUGCCUUCACCAAAUGUCUCAGUAAAAUCAAAAUCCAGUAGUUGAUGGUAUUUUGUCAAAAAAAAAAAAAUUGUAUAAUCAUACCAAAUUAUAGCAUUUACCAACCAGGGAUAUAGUAUUUGCAGUUGGUCGAUUUUUUUUUUUCUUUCCUUUCACGAAGCUGGAUGUAUUUUUUUCUUCAUCAUGUUGCUGAAAAUGGUCAAAUAAAAGGAUGAGCUUGGUUUAUAA